Messenger RNA from Baudoinia panamericana UAMH 10762, 6001 nucleotides. RefSeq lists its product as uncharacterized. Lineage: Eukaryota; Fungi; Ascomycota; Dothideomycetes; Mycosphaerellales; Teratosphaeriaceae. The record is from RefSeq and is a predicted model, not a curated record. Gene Ontology annotation, cellular component: cytoplasm; mitotic actomyosin contractile ring. The transcript has a single exon. The coding region runs from base 239 to 5779 and encodes 1846 amino acids. Gene Ontology annotation, biological process: mitotic actomyosin contractile ring assembly actin filament organization; regulation of actin cytoskeleton organization; regulation of GTPase activity. Gene Ontology annotation, molecular function: actin filament binding; calmodulin binding; GTPase activator activity.
ACAAACGGGACGGGCCUAUACGACAAGGUCACGCUGCGCUCACCACCGCUUCCGUUUCUUCUGUACAGAUACCGGAUCGUGUCAUGGAGUCAUCAGAGAUGCUAGAUUGAUGCCCGGAGGUUUCCCGUCGCAGGAAUGAGCAGGAAGUGAACUGGACGUGGACGCGCCUUCUCGCUGCUACCCUGUACCUACCAGCUCUGCGUCUAACGGCGCGAUCUGCGCCUACCGUCUGUACAGAAUGCCUACCUACCCGACUGGAUACAGGUCGCCGACCUCACCACCGCACAAUCGCUACCGAGAUACCAGCCCAAGCAAGCCAUCGCCGCUGCGACAUACGCUCUCUACCAUCUCCAAUGACAGCGACGCGGAGAACACCGCGAUACUCAGUCGACACCCUACCGUCAAUAGCAACUCGAGCUCCAACUACAGCCAAAGUAGCUAUACGGGCUAUGACGCGACAAGCGACCCUUUCGUGAGCCGUGCGAGCGCAAAGCGGGAGCGUAGUGCGAGCCCGGUGAAGCAAAGCGCAGCGUUUGCCAAGUGGGAACAGCGUGAGCAGCAACAACAGACUCAAUCGCCGUCAAAGGUCGCUCGCAAGAUGGAUGUCGGCCCAAAGAAGGUUCAUGACGAGGACUGGCGGAUGGGCAUUGGGCGGGGUGAGAGCAGGAGCGCGCUACGACCGGUCGAGCUUAACACGCGGACCGACAGUGUGCAGAGUCGAUCGCAGACGGCAAGUAUGGAGUUCACAUCCCCCAAGAAAGAGAAUUACCAUCUUCCUCGGCCGCCGUCUCAGUAUGAAAGCAUGCAUCCGCCGCCAAGACCUACCUCACAUACUCGCGGUGGUAGCACAGACAGCCGCUUGCUGUCCUCCCCUGAGCCGACGUUGACGACAAGCCCACCUUCAGUCGCAAGUCGGAACAGCCUCGCGACGAUCACAAGGUCAGACUCGAUACGCGCCAGCACGCGUCCCCGAGACCGCGGCCAUAUGCGCUUCUCGUCCACAGACAAUGCGCUUCCACUGCUCGACGGCGAAGACCUGGCAACCUUGCAGAAAUCUUCCACGCCACAACUUCGCCAUCUUAGCAAGAUGGCGUCUGCGAAUGGUGGUGGCGAGGACCUGAGUGUCCAUUCACCCGAGGAGCAAGUGGUUGGCUUGACCGGAAGAAGAAAGCUUCAGCGGUCAGGCUCGGUCACGCCUGCGAAGUCUCAGUCGCACUUUGCCUCCCAGUUCUCCAGUACGCGGUGGAUGGAUUCUCAGCGCAAGCAUUUGCAAGCGUACGAGUACCUCUGCCAUAUUGGCGAAGCACGAGCAUGGCUGGAAGACGUUCUGGAUCCGACGGAGUUGCCGCCUAUCGUUCAGCUGGAGGAGGCUCUGCGAGAUGGUGUGAUUUUGGCAGAGGUGGUCAUACGUCUCGCACCGUCGCUCGCUCCCAACUCACAGCGCGCACUUGGAUCGAUGCGCAUCUUCCGAAGCCUACGGCUACAGUUUCGACACUCGGACAACAUCGCACUCUUCUUCCGCUUCUUGUCGGAAGUCGAUCUACCAGAACUGUUUCGUUUCGAGCUGGUCGAUCUUUACGAGAAGAAGAACAUUCCUAAGGUGAUCUACUGUAUUCAUGCGCUCUCCUGGCUGCUUUUUCGGAAAGGUAUCGUCGACUUCCGGAUAGGCAACCUGGUUGGUCAGCUUCACUUCGAGGAGCACGAGCUUGAGGAGACACAGAAGGGAAUUGACAGGUCUGGAGUCGCCAUGCCCAACUUCGGCGGGAUGAGAGAAGCCAUGCAGGUCGAGCCGGAACCGGAACUAACAUCUGAUGAGCUUCUCGCAGAGCAGGAAGACGUGCUUGUAGACCUGCAAUCACAAGCGCGUGGUGCACUUGUUCGACUACGACUUGGCGCAGUUAUGCAAGACCUCUGGGACUCCGAAGACAGCAUCGCCGCCUUCCAAUCUCUCGCUCGCGGAGGUUUCGCUCGAGAGGUGUUCGACUUCAAAUAUAUGAUGGACCGAUCGAACCGUCAUUUCCAAGCCGCAGCCAAGGCGUUCCUGGUUCGAAGAAGUAUACACAGGAAACAGCGCGCUUGGCGGGAUAAUAAGCAGGCCGUUGUCAAGGUGCAGAGUCUGUGGCGGGGACGACAGCAACGCGGUGAAACGAAGCAACUUCGAACGCAGCUGCAAAGGCAACGGCAUGGGCUUAAGGAACUGCAAGCGGCCAUCCGUGGAGCGCUCGGGAGAUGGAGAGCUGGCGACAUGUGGCAUGAGUCGAGGGAAGUAGAGGGUGAGGUUUUCGCCUUUCAAACCCAAGCUAGAGGCGCGCUUGAGCGGAUGCGCAUUGCUGCAAUCAUGAACAGAUUGUGGGAUGUCGAGGACACCGUGUGCGCUCUCCAGUCUGCUAUGCGAGGCGCUCAGUUGCGAAGGCAUGUACAGAGCCAGAAGACAGCCGCACGACAAGCAGCUGCAAACAUUGUGCGCUUCCAAACCGCAGCUCGUGGGCUGCUGCAACGCAACGAAGUACAGAGGCAUCACGGCCUCCUCCAGACACACGAGCCUUCCAUCACCGAUGUGCAAGCUGCGGGCCGCGGACUACUGACAAGGCUGCGGGAAGCUAGGGUGAAAGGCGCGCUGCAGGGACGUGAGGCUGGCUUCCUGAAGGUGCAAUCCUUGCUGCGAGCGCACCAGGCCAGGAAGAACGUCAAGAUCCAGAAAGCCGAGCUGCUGGUCACGGAUGACAGUAUUACUGCCUACCAAGCGGCUGCGCGUGCAUCCAUCUCCAGGCAACAGACGAAGCAAUUGCGCCGAGAGAUCCAGCAACAUGACGGGGAGGUACUGCAGCUUCAGUCUUUUGUGAGAGGGAUGCUUGAGCGAGGAAGAAUCGGACUCGACCUUGCCGCGCUGGAGGAGCAAGAAGAACAAAUCGCGGCGCUUCAGUCCCUAGGCCGAGCGUAUAUCGAGCGCCAAAGGAUCUUUAACAUUCUCGUUGCCAUGGAGCGCGAAGAUAAAGGCAUUACGCAACUUCAGGCGCUCGCUCGUGCCAUGCUGCUGCGGAGCCACAUCGGUGGACAACUUGCCGAGCUCGAGGAUCACGAGAAUACCGUUCUGCAGCUCCAGUCGGCGGCCAGAGCAUUCGUGGUCCGAGGACGCUUCACGGCAAAGCGUCAGCACUACCGCGAGAACAUGCAGAAAGUCAUCAAACUGCAGUCUUUUGUCCGCGCCAAGCAGCAAGGAGAGAGCUACAAGAGUCUUGUGAAUGGCAAGAACCCUCCUUUACCUGUCGUGCGACGCCAUCUGCACCUUCUGACCGACAACAAUCUGGACUUUGAGAGCGAGCUCGAAGCCGAGCGUCUGCGCCGGCAAGUCGUCGAAAGCGUCCGCCGGAACGAGCUGGUUGAGGGGUAUGUGGAAGGGCUGGACGUCAAGAUCGCACUACUAGUCAAGAACAAGAUCACGCUUGACGAAGUGGUGAAGCAUCAGAAGCACUUCGGUGGCUCAGCCUCCCAGCUCCUGCGCCAGGGUAGUACUUUGGCGAGUGGCAGUGGCUUCGAUCUCAAGGCUUUGAAUAAGUCGAGUAAGAAGAAGCUGUCGGGAUAUGAGGAGCUGUUGUUCUUGCUGCAGACUCAGCCGGUGUAUCUCGCGCGGCUGUUCUACCAUUUGACAGGGAGAGGCAUCACGGAGAAGGAUGGCAAGAACUAUGAGCGGCUGUUCAUGACGCUGUUCGGGUAUGCGCAGAAAAGUCGAGAAGAGUAUUUGCUGCUGCGUGUACUGGCGGCGAGUAUGCAGCUUACCGUCGAGCGGUCGACCCAAGUUGAGGAGACUGUACGACAGCAAAAUGGGGCGUUCCACCAGCGGCUUCUGCUGGGCUAUGUGCGCAGUCCGCAUUGCAGGGCUUACCUGAAGUCCCUGUUCGGGAAUUUGGUGAGAAACGAGAUUGUAGGGCAAGAGCAUCUGGAUUUGGAGAGCGAUCCGCUGCACAUAUACCGCGCCUUACUGGGUAAUGAGGAGCUGUCGACCGGCCAGACAUCGACCCGCCCUCGCGACUUGCCGCGAGAGGUCGCGAUCCGCGAGCCUGAUGUUCGCCAGACUUACGUUCAGCAUCUGCAGGAUCUGCGAGACAUCUGCGAUGGAUUCUUUCUGUCGCUCGAGGAGUCGAUGCAUCGAAUGCCGUACGCCGUGCGGUAUCUGGCGGCUGAGCAGUACCGCGUUUUGUCGCAGCAUUUCCCUCACGACGAUCCAGCGCAAUCGGCCCUGCUUGCUGGCAACUGGCUGUGGAAGUCGUACCUCCUACCUGCUUUGCGAGAGCCAGAGAUGUGGGGUGUCGUGGACCAUGGGUUGGGUCCGAUCAACAAGCGUAACCUGAGCCAGGUGACUGCUGUGCUGGGUCAAGUCGCGUCGGGAAGAUUGUUCGGUGCCGACCAUCUCUACCUCCAACCGCUCAACAACUGGGUGACGGAGUCACUGGAGAGAUGGCACGAGGCUCUGCAUCAUGUCUUCGCCAUCCCGACUGCGGAGGAGCACUUCGAUGCGGAUCAAUUCAGCGACCUUUAUGCGAGGACGAAGCCGACGUUAUACAUCAAGCUCGCAGACGUCUUUACGCUGCAUAGCCUUGUCGCGGAUAACGCGGCAUCCAUUGCACCGAGCCGAGACGACCACAUCAAGGAGGUUCUUACCGAUCUGGGCUCAGCGAAGAGCAACGAGAGCGACCUCAGCGGUGCUGCGACUGGUGGAGAGAUCACACUGACGCUCAAGUCCCGGUUCACUGUGCAGGAAGAUCCCAACGCUGAAGCAAGGGCGCUCUUCAUGGCGACGAAGCGCUUGGUGCUGUACAUUAUAAAGGUUCAGACUGGCUCGAAUCUUUUGGAAAUCAUGUGCCGGCCGAUUACGCACGCCGACGCGGACCGGUGGAUUGAGGUUCUCACCGAGGAGCGGGCAGAGAAAGAUCGCGAACGGCGGCAUCCAAAACGCGCCAACUCGGCCUUCGAUCCGAGGGCCUCAUUGCGAGGCUCAAGAGCACAAUCAGUAUACUCUGAAGCGCACUCUGCCUUCUCUGAUGACACCCGCCGUGACCUGCUCGACCUGGAAAGCAUGACAUUCGUCGAGCUGAAGCACCAAGCACUUGAGAACAUCAUCGCGCUCGAACAACCGCACGUCCCCACACAAUUCCGAGUCAGCCGGCACAACAACUACCAGGACCUCCUCAACGCCCUAGCAGCAGACAUUCGCCAGAAGCACCGUCGUCGAAUGGAACGCCAGCGCGAGAUCGAAGGGACGCGAGCCACGCUCUCACAGCUCAACAUCAAAGCCGCCGACCUCGAGGAUCAGCUGAAGAAGUACAAUGACUACAUCGAGCAGUGCAUGCACACGCUGGCCAACAAAAAGGGAGGGAAGCAUAAGUUCAUGCUGCCCUUUACCAAGCAAUGGUCCCACCAGCGCGAGCUGGAGAAAGCGGGUCGACAGCCUCGCUUCGGAUCUUACAAGUACUCUGCCCGUCAACUCGCAGACAAAGGCGUUCUGUUGAGCUGGGCAGGGUAUCCGCCCGAGCAUUGGACUCAGCUGAAUGUUGUCAUCAGUUCGGAUGAGGUAGGCGUAUUCCACCUGGAAGCGAGCUCUGGAAGUAUGAUGCUACCCGGUGCGAGCACGAAUGUGCUAUUGGACAAUUUGUUCGAGGCGCAGUUCGAGAAUCGCCAUGCGAUUACGGUAUUUGAUGAUGGGAAGGGAGCAAGCGGAGGAGCGAAGUUGGAUGUAAAUAUGCUGUUGCAUCAGCUGUUUAAAAAGUUCUAUCCGGAGUGAUGAAGGUAGAGGAGUAUGGGCAUAGUGGGUAGCAUGGGGGUAGCGAUGCGUCAAUACAUACUUCGGUGCUGUCUGAUGUGCAUUAACGAAUACAUAGAGCUUGCUUGCUGCCACCGACAGAUUGCUCGGUACCCGUGCACGCACGCUAAUGCAGCUCGCAUUUGGGAGAUUCUGCGAGUUCCAGCUGGACCUUACGAUCCCAACGACAUGCUUACUCCUGCA